ACAUGGCGGCGGUGUGUGUUUGUAGUGUGUACGUGAGUAUCCGAUGCGUAUGUAGUAGUGCUGUACUGUAAGUAUGUGAUACCUGAUGUGUCUACACUGAUGUGUCGUAUCUACUGCUAUUUAUAUUAGUAAAACUGCAAAUAUAUAAACGAGAUAAUGCCAAGUACAUGUUGCAUUGUUAAUUGCAAUAAUACGAAUAAAAAAGGAUAUCAUUUAUUUAAAUUUCCGAUAAAACGUCCAGAGAUUUUAAAAAAAUGGAUUUGUGCAAUCGGAGGAAAUUUUACACCAAAAAAACACCAUGUAAUCUGUAGUGCUCACUUUUUACCUACAGAUAUCAUGGAAAAAGCAAAUAUAAGUAGUGUUCUAUUAAAAAAUUUGGCUGUGCCAUCAAUAGCUCUGAGAGCUCCUGCUUGUGACACUGUUCCUGCAGUGGAAUGUAAUAGUGAUCCUCUGAUGCAACCUGUUACGAGUUCCAUGAUGGAAUGUGAUACUAUUCCUGCGAUAGAAUAUAUUGCAGCUUCUACAUCUACAGUAAAAAAUAUGUCAUCAAUUGUGUGGAGAAGUAUAUUAAAAGAGAAAAUAGAAAACGCAACAGUUCUUGCUUCAAUUCCAUCACCGAAAACACAACCUGCAAAUGUUACUGGUGGUAUUGCAAAACUGCCCAAGCAAAAAUCAAUUAAAAUCAUGAGCAAUUCACUUAUAUUAAUUAAGAAGAAGCAGGAAAUGAGUCCACGGAAAAAGCACAUGUUGAGAAUAAUCAAAACAAUGAAGCAAAAGCUAAAGAGAAAAGAAAACAAAAUUAAUUCAUUGGAAAAUCUAUUACAAACUCUACGGUAUAAUUAAAAAUUACUCUGUAAAAUAUUACAGUAAUAUAAUUGUUACAUAUAAUUUUCCAUUUAACAGUGUAAGCAUAAUAUAACACAUAUUAUGCACCAGGUUUAGUGUUUAGGUUUAGGUUUUAGUGUUAAGUAGAACAUUAUAACUAACAGUUAUUGUUACUUUGUAUUUACUGGGUAUAAUGUACACUGAAAAAAGAAUUUGACCAUAGUUGUCAAAAUGUAGUAAAAUAAUACUGCUACGAAGGAUUUGAAAUAGGUAGAGAUAGGCCACACCGUUUGCAAUUAAUAAAUAUUAUUUGUCAUAUGUACUUAACACUUAAAAUGUAUUCACUUACAAAAACAACGAAAGAUAGAAAUCCUGCAAGUAACAGACACAAAUUUAUAAAAUUAAUAUUAUUUAA
Molecule: messenger RNA, 1240 nt
Organism: Harpegnathos saltator (Jerdon's jumping ant)
Lineage: Eukaryota; Metazoa; Arthropoda; Insecta; Hymenoptera; Formicidae
Product: THAP domain-containing protein 3-like
Exons: 2
Coding region: 157-843 (228 amino acids)
Source: RefSeq, a predicted model, not a curated record